GUUGUCGUCCAAGACGUAAACUGCGCAUGCUCUAGUCUUAUUUUCAUCACGUGCAAUGUCAUCUGACGAAUGACCAACAAAGCAGGAAAUUAAGAAAAUAACCGACAGAGAAACAACCAUAGACAGUUAAAGAAGACAACCCAAUGGCAAUCAGCACAAUUUAUUUUAGUCAGUCAAAAAUUAGCCUUUCAAAGUUUUGUAACGGAAUGCAUAAUUUAUUAAGGCUGUGGAUGGUCUGCGUUUCUCUUUUCACAAACCAUGGAUUCGCCGGUAAAAUGAAGAUAGUCGAGGAGCCAAACACAUUUGGGUUGAACAAUCCUUUUCUGGCUCAGGGAAGCAGACUCCAGCCUAAAGUGACCCCAUCUCCAGUGUCUGGCCCCACACAUUUUCAUCAGCUUGCUGGGAAGUGCUUCAGUCUCACAGAGUCAACGUACAAAUAUGAAUUCUGUCCAUUUCAUAACGUCACCCAACAUGAGCAGUCAUUUAGAUGGAAUUCCUACAGUGGGAUCCUGGGGAUCUGGCAGGAGUGGGAAAUAGCAAAUAACACUUUCACGGGCAUGUGGAUGAGAGACGGGGAUACUUGUGGAACCAGAAACAGGGAAACAAAUGUGAUUUUUGUCUGCAGUGCAAGCAGCAAGCUUGCUCAAGUCUCAGAGCCCAGUACUUGUGUGUACUCGCUAACCUUUGAGACUCCACUUGUUUGCCAUCCACAUUCCCUUUUGGUGUACCCGACACUGAGUGAGAAGCUCCAAAGGGAAUGGGAUGAAGCUGCGCAGGCUCGUUAUGAAGGUCUCAUUACGGAGCAGGGAUACAACAAUAUUUUAAGGGAUAUUUUUGACGACGCUGGUCUCCUGAAGAGCCAAAAAGUGAAGAUAAAGCUGCCAGAAGUUGCAGCUGAUUCAGGAACACACAACUCUUUACAGAAAUGUACAGAGGAUUUCCAAAAACAGAGAGAAGAGAUUGAGAGACUGCACACUCUCCUCACUCAACACAAUAUUACCUACGAUUCAAAGCAAAAUGAAGCCAAAGGCACAGCGAGUGCGACAGUUAAGGACCAACAUCUACGGGGAGACAACGGCCUUUUUGUUCGGCAGUAAAACAAAAACUCUCUCAGAUCAAGUCCCCUCCUCCAUUUAAAAUCACCUGAGUGCAUGUGAAGAUUUUGUUGAUCAGUGUAAGCGACACGGACCAUCACUGGACAAUAUUGCUGUACCUGGUGACGGCACUAAAUGUUAAUUUAAACAAAUGCCAGAGAAAAACGGAACUCAAAUGUGGAUUAGAAACUUUUGCAGAGCUUUUUUUCCCUCCCAACACUUUCGAGGACUUUUUAUCAGUCUCGGUAAUAAAUAACAUUCUGCAAACACAUUGAGAAGAAACUUUUUUUAAAUAAAGUUUCAAGAGGGGGAAAAGUUUAAUGUAUUUGUUUAAACAUUUAAGUCUUCAGCAGGUUAACACAUGUUGCAAUUGUAAAGUUCCUUAACACUUUUACAGGUGAAGAUUUGUACUGUAUUUGAUUGGCGCACUGAAAACUACAAACCUUUUACUAGGUAGGAGACACUAUGAAAAAACAUCCAUAACAUAAAUAUUAUUUUUGAUUUUCUAAUGGACAGGACAUAAAGCAUUUUAUGA
Etheostoma cragini (Arkansas darter) is the source of this 1629-nucleotide messenger RNA. RefSeq names its product N-acetylglucosamine-1-phosphate transferase subunit gamma (gene gnptg). The record is from RefSeq and is a predicted model, not a curated record. Gene Ontology annotation, cellular component: Golgi apparatus. The transcript has 11 exons. The coding region runs from base 144 to 1097 and encodes 317 amino acids. NCBI's taxonomy places the organism in Eukaryota, Metazoa, Chordata, Actinopteri, Perciformes, Percidae.